GCGCCAAAACUCGUCUCUUAAGCUCUCCCAUCAUGAUAAAAUCAAUAAUGAUCUUUAAUAACCAUGGAAAGCCACGGCUCUCCAAGUUCUACCAGCAGAUUGACAUCGCCACCCAACAAGCGUUAAUAGAGGAAAUAUUCUCAUUGGUCUCCAAACGACCCGACACCGUGUGCAACUUUUUAGAAGGUAGCAAGCUGCUUGGAGGAAAGGAUACUCGAGUGAUUUAUCGUCACUAUGCCACUCUAUACUUUGUUUUUGUUGUAGACGAGAGUGAAAGCGAGCUCGGUAUAUUAGAUCUAAUUCAGGUGUUUGUGGAGAGCUUGGACAGAUGCUUUGAAAACGUGUGCGAACUAGACUUGAUUUUCCACUUUGAAGAGGUUCAUCACAUUCUUACUGAAAUCGUGCAAGGCGGCAUGGUGCUGGAAACCAACAUGUCCGAGAUUGUAACCGCUAUUGGCGAGCUUAACAAGAUGAAGAAGAAGAGUGGAGCAAUAUCAGCUGGCUCUUUAAGCUUAAAAGCCUCCGAGACCUUACGAAGCUCAUUCCGCCAUUGAUCACCCAACUUUACUUGUACUCAACCAUGUCCCAUAAUUAAAAAUCGCUUUCAGCCAUAUUUCCAUUCAAGAGCUUCUAGACAAUAUAACUGAUCCAUCUUGAACUUUUUCAUAAUAA
Messenger RNA from Umbelopsis ramanniana AG, 672 nucleotides. RefSeq lists its product as uncharacterized. Lineage: Eukaryota; Fungi; Mucoromycota; Umbelopsidomycetes; Umbelopsidales; Umbelopsidaceae. The record is from RefSeq and is a predicted model, not a curated record. Gene Ontology annotation, biological process: intracellular protein transport; Golgi to vacuole transport. The coding region runs from base 33 to 554 and encodes 173 amino acids. Gene Ontology annotation, cellular component: AP-3 adaptor complex; intracellular membrane-bounded organelle; membrane coat. The transcript has 5 exons.